This is a messenger RNA of Olea europaea var. sylvestris, 4190 nucleotides long. RefSeq names its product protein PHOTOPERIOD-INDEPENDENT EARLY FLOWERING 1-like. The record is from RefSeq and is a predicted model, not a curated record. Gene Ontology annotation, cellular component: Swr1 complex. NCBI's taxonomy places the organism in Eukaryota, Viridiplantae, Streptophyta, Magnoliopsida, Lamiales, Oleaceae. The coding region runs from base 1659 to 4103 and encodes 814 amino acids. Gene Ontology annotation, molecular function: histone binding; ATP hydrolysis activity. The transcript is spliced from 10 exons.
GAGAGAGAGAGAGAGAGAGGUUGGUGAUCAUAUAUGGCCGAAAUACGAUCAGAUUAAGUCAAUAGUUAGCUUUCGUGUAUGAAAGGCAAUUCUACUUAGAACAGUGAUUUACGUUGGAAGCCAUUCUUAAUGGAGUUGGUUAAUAAAUUCUCCUUUAUUUCUAUGGAGAUGGUGAUUUCUGUCUGAUGGAAAGGCUAAACACGACCUUGAAGGCUCCCAGGUGUGGCAAAUUGGUGCCAAUAGCCUUAGGCAACUGCACAUUGCCAUUGAUGAAAGGAUAUAACAUAAAAUACAAGUAAUCUUCUGAGGCGGCCUGUUGGAGAGUAUAUAUGAUCGCUUAUUUUAUACUGGGCUCUAGGGGUUUUGUCUACAAAGUUACUUGUUCUAGAUCAAGUUAAUCCUCAUUAAUAUGCUAUAAAACCAAGUGCCUUUUCAAGUGUUCACAAUUGUUCUCUCUCUCCAUUUUGAUGUCCAAUAUGAGUAAGCAGACUUCGAAUCUUUAGAUGACAGUGACUGCGAAGACUUAACCAUGAAUCAGAAAUACUGAAAGUUUAAAAUUAGUUUUGUGCUGAUAAAAAUCUCAAUAUCUUUGAAUAAAUUUCGGCAUAUGAUGGGAAGGUUUGAAAAAUUUCAGGAUAUUUGGCUUUAUGUUUAGGGAAGUGCUGUCAUAUGAUAUCGUUAAGGACGUUAUAUCUUUUGACUGUAAAAGGAUAGGAUGUGUCACUAGCUUAAAUGGAUAAAGCAUUUGGCAUGGUUUUGGAACACCUCUAGAAUGAGAUGUGUCAGUAUAUGUGGAAUGAAGGAGAUUGCCUUGUUAUUAAAUUGAAAGCACCGUUACAAUUGUGUUGGAAUUUGCAAUGUGCAUAUCUAAUUCUACUGUAGUUGUGUAAAAUAUAACACGUGAAUUUGUUACUCUCUUUUACGCAGAGUUGCAAAACGUAUAUUAAUCAAAGGCAGCAUAAUUUUUUGCUGGAAUUCUGUUGGCACUCCUAAUGUUUGUGUGCCUUGGCUUUCUCAGUUUAUCCCACCCUGCUAGAGUGCAUGCACGUUGAUGUCAGUGUUUUGAGAACUACAUUAUAUAUAUUUUUUCCUUUUCUUUUGAAUGUCACUAACAAACAUUGGACUGAAUUCAUUCCAUAUAUUUAGCUUGGUGUAGUUGACCUUGACAUCUUCUGCGGGUUUGACUACUUGUGAUGCCAUACAUUUUUCUCUUUUACAUGAAUUCCACCUGGAUGGUGCAACAUUGAUUAAAUUUCUUCACAUAUGAAAAAAGUAUGAAUAAUUGUGCUUAACUUUUACCCAUAUAUGGUAAACCUAACCGAGCCAGAGGCGGAAAAGUACAAAUACCCUGAACUAAAGAAAAGGAAAAUUGACUCUAACCCAAAGACCUGAAUUUUGUGCCCUUUUUUUAUUUAAACUUUUUCUUUUGCAUUUGAAAGAUAUCCUUGAGUUAAUACUGUUAGGUUGGUGCUAGCGUCGGACAAUCCAUUUUGACCCAUUUUAUGGUUUGCACACUUUCACGUUGCCACGUCUUACUGCUGUCUUAUUGUUGAUGCAUUUUCUGUGAUACAUAGAGUGAACUAACAUGCAAUUCUCAUUAUUAAAUUUUUUGUUUUUGUUCUAGCUUUAAGUAUGAGAUAGGCAUCUUGGGGGUAAUUAUGGCCUCCAAAGGUCCACGGUCCAAGCUUGAUCAUGAAUCCCGGGCUAGGCGGCAAAGGGCACUGGAAGCUCCCAAAGAACCUCAACGUCCUAAAGCGCACUGGGAUCAUGUUCUGGAAGAGAUGGUUUGGUUGUCGAAGGACUUUGAAUCAGAGAGGAAAUGGAAAGUUGCUCAAGCAAAAAAAGUUGCUAUAAGGGCCAGCAAGGGCAUGCUGGAUCACGCCACAAGGGGAGAUAAGAGAUUGAAGGAAGAAGAACAGCGGUUGAGAAAAGUGGCGGUUAAUAUUUCUAAGGAUGUAAAGAAAUUUUGGACAAAAAUAGAGAAGCUGGUCCUGUACAAGCAUCAACUAGAGCUUGAUGAAAAGAAGAAAGAAGCACUUGAUAAGCAGCUGGAGUUUCUUCUAGGGCAAACUGAAAGGUACUCAACAAUGCUGGCAGAGAACCUUGUAAACUCACCAACUCCUCGGAAACCAAUCAACUCAUACUGUACUCAAGAGCAAUUGAGUAUUCAAUGGAAAGAAGGGGGUGAGGAUGGUAGUAAUAAGACAACUGAUUCAAACACUGGUAAGAAAAUGGUGAAUUUAUUGAGAGAAGCCAAGGAAUGGGCAGGAUCUGUUGCAUGGUGGAAUUCCUUGAGGUGCAGGAGAAAACCCAUGUAUUCAACCAGUCUAAGAGAGCUUGUCACGGUGAAGCAUCCUGUCAAUAAUGUUCAUCAUUGGAAAUAUAAUACUGUGUCUCACACGCACUCCUCUAAGCUUGCUGCAAUUGUACUGUCACCAGUAGAAAGAUUGGAAAAAAUGGUUGAUCAAGUUGAAAGUUUCAUGUUUGCAAUCCCAGCUGCACGUGCCCCGCCCCCUGUUUGCUGGUGCAGCAAUGGCGGAACAAAUGUGUUUAUUCACGAAAUGUACAAGGACAGAUUCACUGAAAUUUUAUCUCCACUUCUAUUCCCCGUUCGCCCUGCUAUUGUGAGAAGGCAAGUCUAUUUUCCUGAUAGGAGACUUAUUCAGUUUGACUGUGGAAAGUUGCAGGAGCUUUCGGCUCUGCUUAGACGUUUGAAAUAUGAAGGUCAUCGAGCACUUAUAUUCACCCAAAUGACAAAGAUGCUUGACAUUUUGGAGGCCUUCAUAAAUUUGUAUGGUUACACUUACAUGCGUCUAGAUGGUUCCACUCCACCAGAAGAAAGGCAAACAUUAAUGCAGCGGUUUAAUACAAACCCAAAAAUAUUUCUCUUCAUUCUGUCGACACGCAGUGGAGGUGUUGGCAUUAACCUAGUUGGUGCAGAUACAGUCAUUUUCUAUGAUAGCGACUGGAAUCCAGCUAUGGAUCAACAGGCACAAGAUCGGUGCCAUAGGAUUGGGCAAACUCGUGAAGUUCACAUCUAUCGGUUGAUCAGUGAGAGUACCAUUGAAGAAAAUAUCUUAAGAAAGGCGAACCAGAAGCGUGCUCUUGAUGAUUUGGUUAUACAGAGUGGAAGCUACAACACAGAAUUUUUCAAAAAACUGGAUCCCAUUGAAUUGUUUUCAGGCCACGGAAAAAUUCCUGCUAAGAAUAUGCAAAAAGAGAAAGUUUCCCACGAUGGUGGCGACAUUACUCUGUCUAGUGUGGAUUUGGAGGCUGCAUUGAAAAAUGCCGAAGAUGAGGCUGACUAUAUGGCAUUGAAGAGAGUUGAACAAGAGGAGGCUGUUGACAAUCAAGAGUUCACUGAGGAGGAAGCCAUUACGAAGUUGGAAGAUGAUGAGCUGGUUAAAGAAGAUGAUAUGAAGCCUGAUGAGCCUGCUGACCAUGGUUUCUUGAACACUACAUUUAACGAAGGUGCUGUGGCUAUAAAUGGAAGUGAUGCUAUUGACGAAAGGGCACUCACUUUUGCUGGUAAAGAAGAUGAUGUUGAUAUGUUGGCAGAUGUCAAACAGAUGUCUACAACUGCAGCUGCUGCAGGACAAGCAAUCACGUCCCUUGAGAAUCAACUGCGUCCCAUUGAUCGAUAUGCCAUUCGUUUUUUCGAGUUAUGGGACCCCAUUAUAGACAAGGCUGCUGUGGAAUCAAACAUUCAUGUUCAGGAAACAGAAUGGGAGCUGGAUCACAUUGAGAAGUUAAAAGAGGAUAUGGAAGCAGAGAUUGAUGAUGAUGAAGAACCUUUUGUAUACGAAAGAUGGGAUGCUGAUUUUGCAACUGAGGUGUACAGGCAACAAAUUGAGGCACUGGCUCAACAUCAGUUGAAGGAAGAGCUAGAAUGUGAAGCCCAAGAGAAUGAUGCAUUGGAAUGUGGAAAUUCUGAUUCUUUGAGAGUGGAAUACAGGCCUUGGAUCAAAUGGGCCGAUGCCGGCGCGGAGCGGAGUGGAGUGAGAGGAGUGGAGCGAUGGCAUCGGCCUUGCGCGGAUUUAGUUCACUGUUUGGUUGUUAGGGACGCUGAAACGGUACAUGGGUAUUUUCUGUAUGGGUCUUAAAGUGUUAUAUGGGCUCAGGUUGGAGUUAGUAUAAAUAAUAUGUUGUAACCCUAUUUUUAAUAACUGAAUAAAGAAAUUUUCGCUUCG